Molecule: messenger RNA, 2775 nt
Organism: Pangasianodon hypophthalmus (striped catfish)
Lineage: Eukaryota; Metazoa; Chordata; Actinopteri; Siluriformes; Pangasiidae
Gene: kcnj16a
Product: potassium inwardly rectifying channel subfamily J member 16a
Exons: 2
Coding region: 503-1621 (372 amino acids)
Biological process (GO): regulation of monoatomic ion transmembrane transport; potassium ion import across plasma membrane
Cellular component (GO): plasma membrane
Molecular function (GO): inward rectifier potassium channel activity
Source: RefSeq, a predicted model, not a curated record
CUCAUCAAAAGUAAUCACAAUUUUGUUUUGACAACUGUAACUGAACCAUUUCCUUGUUUUCUAGAUACAGUUCUUGAAAUGCCUCAGUCAUUUACAAAGGACAGGUUAUUGUCUAAUGGAGGACAAAGUGUAAUAUUAGACAUAAACAAGCUGUGCAGGCACAUGCGGUUUGUCUUUAGUGCCGGUUUCUAAAAAUAAGUCAAGUUUUCUUAUUAUUUUGAUUAGCUGCUGGCAUAGAGGUGAUUGUCCUCACAUAAGACUUUAAAGCUAACUACACAAACAUGCACACACACACACACACACAUACACACACACACACACAGCAACUUUCACCAUCUGAGACAUGUGAGUCAGUUUCUUAGUAAAGGUACAGGUGGGUUGGUUCUUUCACACACUCUUGCCCAAUCCAGGCUCUGCUGUUGGCUGAGAUUGAGUGUCGUCUUGCUUACAGGUCCUCACACCUCACAAUUCGCAAGGAAGAGGGACAGCUCAGGCCAACAGCAUGAAUUCACGAACAGUGUAUUACUCCAACGUAUGGACUGAUGAUGGCUACAUCUCCACGAAGAGACGUUAUGUGCAUAAAGAUGGCAGCUGUAACAUAGCGUUCCGCCACGUGCCUGAGGAGUGGCUUUUAUAUGUGACAGACAUCUUUACCACACUGGUGGAGAUCCGCUGGAGAGUCAUGUUCUUGACCUUUGCCCUCUCAUAUAUCUUGUCCUGGCUCUUUUUCGGGAUCCUGUUCUGGAUUAUCGCACUGAUGCAUGGUGACACAAAGGACUCAAACAAUGAGCCAUGCGUCUAUGAGGUGAGAAGCUUUACAGCAGCCUUUCUCUUCUCUCUUGAGACACAGACUACCAUCGGAUAUGGCUCACGCGGCAUGUCUGAGAACUGCAUGCUAGCCAUCAUUACUGUGACCAUCCAGGACGUCAUCAGCGUCUUCAUCGACACCUUUGUAAUUGGGAUCGUUGUGGCCAAAAUGGCAUCAGCCCGGAAAAGAGCGCAGACGGUGGGAUUCAGCAAUACUGCCGUGAUUAACCGUCGUAAUGGGCAUCUGUGCCUGUCAUGGCGAGUGGGUGACUUUCGUAGAAACCACAUGGUGGAAGGAACCACGCAUGCCCAGCUGGUCAGAUACAUAGUGCACACAACUGGCAGAGCUGACAUAACCUACCAUGACCUUGAAAUCCAAAACAGUCAUGUCAUUCUGGCCACCCCAGUGACUAUCAUCCACCAAAUCAAUGCCAGUAGUCCUCUGUAUAAAAUGAGACUGCAAGAGCUACGCAAAGACAGCUUUGACCUGGUGGUGACUUUCACCUACACAGAUGAUUGCAGUGGGAUUCUCCACCAGUCACGCACGUCCUACACUCCCAGUGAAAUCCUGUGGGGUCAGCAGUUUCAAGAGAUGGUGAGAGUUACCCAGAAGUCCUACAGAGUGGACUAUGCGGUCUUUCACCAAACAGUUAAAGUCCCACUGACGGAAAGCAGAGCUGAAGAUUAUGAACUAAACAAGCAUCCUCCAAGCCGUAAACAAGACCCACAAAUGGGCUGUUCUCUAGCAGUGGAGACUGAAGACAUCUUAGGUCAAAACCAUACCAGCACUGCUAUUCGACAAGAAAAACUAUAACAAACCAUGGUAUCUAUAGGACUUUAUAGUACUUAGGGUACAUUAAAGGGGCAAUAAAUGUGUAAAGCUACGUAUAAAUACACACGAAGCGACAUGAAUAAAUGAAAUAUAUCAUAAACACUUCAAGACAGCUAUGUUAAUGUUCAGCCAUAUAUACAUGUGGACUGUUAGAUUCCAGCGUGAGUCAUUCAGGAUGUUCUAAUUAAGCCUUUCCUCAAAAUAGCAUUUUAUAAAUAGAACUUGUAGACCACCUUGCUCAGGUAUCUGAUUCCACAAAAUCACGAAAUAUGUGCAAUAAUUUAAUGAUUUAUAUUAUUUAUUAUGCAGGCAAUCCAAAGUGCUGUAGGACCAUGCUUUAUCUAUUAAACAACAUGAUCAAACUUGAUUGUCCAUGUGCUUUAGAAAACUCACCCUGAAAAGUGGUUUGCUAUAUAUUAUGACAGAAAUAUAAACAUGUAAAGAAUCAGCUUCUUUAAUCCUCUAUGUGGCUAACUGGAUUUGCUGUGCAUUAGUGCUAAAUGUUGGUCAUUUCAGUGCCAUUUGCUGAAUUGUAUUAUCCAUAUGGUAAAUAAUGCAGUAAGGCUAACAUUAAAGUGUUAUGCAUUGUGUCAUGAUACCAUAGCAGGAAAAUUUAAAUUAAGUCUAACAGAAUCAUGUUUCAGCUUUUGCCUUCUUCCAAAAUCUUCCUAAUGACAACAUAGUAUCCAUUUGGUAAUAACAUUUACAACUAAAAGGCUAAGGCAGAAAUUUUGGAUCAUAUGUUUUCAGGUUCACAGGAAACUAUAAUUCAUGCUGUCUACACCACACACACGUUUUGAAACUGUUCAAUCAGUAUCAUUACUGUAUUUGUAUGAAAUUUUGGUCAUUUGUAUAAGGCCUACAAUCAAUAGCUCCAAAAUGAUGUGUGCCUUCCCAAUUUCACAGUGCAAUAUGAGAUUAUUUUUAGAUUCACUAAUGUGACUAGUGACAUUUGUGAGUAGUGACAUGUCAGCUGACCCAGUAUAGGUUGUAGAUUAUUCAUAAUGUCUUUCCUUAAACCUAUUUUACACCAGACUCUGUAACCGUGCAAGCGUCAGUACCACGGUGGACGCAGGCACAUUUCUUAUGCUCGUAGUCAAUCAGAGCAUGCUGGCAGAAUAAAGUAUCAUGCUAUA